AAUAGCAGUAAUCGCCGAAAAAAGUCGGCAACACUGCACGAAUUCAACGUGUUGUUCAUGGUAGGAUCGCGAAGUAAACAGAGGCAGAGGUGCGAGUGGAGCUCAUUACUACUGAAGAAAUCUAGGCACAUUUCACAAGGAAUCGCUGUUCGUUGAAUGAAGCUUUACCGACGAGAAAACAAUAUGGAUACGUUUAGAUGGAUUAUGCUGCUGGUUUACAAAUCUAGGACAACUUGAUCUCGAGGAACAAUAAAUCAGCUAUUUUUCAUCCAUGGUGGUUGCAAGUUGUAAAGCGAUGGAUGGUAUCGGGAAUACAAUGCAGAAGAAGGCUGCGGAGCUCGAGCGCAUGGCCGAGGUUCUCGUCACCGGAGAGCAGUUGAGGCUGCGUCUCCAUGAAGGGAAGGUGGUUAAGGACCGCAGGCAUCACCUGAGGACGUAUCCCAACUGCUUUGUGGCCAAGGAGCUGAUCGACUGGCUGCUGGAGCACAAGGAGGCGUCCGACAGAGACACGGCCAUCAGGAUCAUGCAGAAACUCCUGGAUCAGAGCAUCAUCCAUCACGUUUGUGACGAGCACAAGGAGUUCAAAGACAUGAAGCUGUUCUAUCGCUUCCGGAAAGAUGACGGGACGUUUCCGCUGGACAACGAAGCCAAGGUCUUCAUGAGGGGACAACGGAUAUAUGAAAAGCUCAUGAUGAACACAGAGACGUCCAUCCUAGCGACUCGGGAAGAAGAGGGUGAGACGUUUGAACGGACGCUGGUGGCCUCCGAGCUUGUUGAUUGGCUGCUGGCGGAGGGAGAGAUGGCGACCCGAGAGGAGGCGGAGCAUCUUGGACGGAGGCUUCUAGAACACGGGAUCAUGCAGCACGUGACCAACAAGCAGCACUUUGUGGAUGGAGGGCUGCUAUACCAGUUCAGACUGAACUUCAGAAGGAGACGGCGUCUGAUGGAGCUGCUGAACGAGCGCUGCCGUACCAUCCCAGAGAGCCACGACAGCCCCUUCUGUCUCCGCAAACAGAACCCGGAGGGAGGCAACACCAGCUUCCUGUCUGUGAGUCCUACUAAAGAGAUGAAGAUGAUAGUGGGUAUCCGUCGGAGCAGCAUGAGCAGCAGCUGUGGCAGCAGUGGUUACUAUAGCAGCAGUCCCACCCUCAGUAGCAGCCCCCCGGUGCUCUGUAACCCAAAGUCAGUGUUGAAGAGGCAAGUGAGUCCUGAGGAGCUGCAGACCCCAGGAGGCCCUUACAUAAAGAAGACAUUCACAAUCGUGGGGGACGCGGUGGGCUGGGGCUUCGUGGUGCGGGGCAGUAAGCCCUGCCAUAUCCAGGCUGUCGACCCCAGUGGUCCCGCAGCUGCAGCUGGGAUGAAGGUGUGCCAGUUUGUGGUCUCGGUCAACGGGCUUAACGUGCUGUCUCUGGACUACAGGACAGUCAGUAACCUCAUCCUGACCGGGCCCAGGACCGUUGUCAUGGAAGUCAUGGAGGAAGCAGAUUACUGAAGAGGCAGGCUAUCACGUGCCAGGGGGCGUGGCUGAGCAGAGUAGACCCAAGGCAGACCCUAAAGACACCAUGGAGAAAGACGUGCCUUUAUGGAACUCUAUGAAAACUCUCUCUGGGCUUCUAACUCUAUGGGAAACUCUCUGGACUUCUAACUCUGUGGGAAACUCUCUGGGCUUCUAACUCUAUGGGAAACUCUCUGGACUUCUAACUCUAUGGGAAACUCUCUGGACUUCUAACUCUGUGGGAAACUCUCUGGGCUUCUAACUCUGUGGGAAACUCUCUGGGCUUCUAACUCUGUGGGAAACUCUCUGGGCUUCUAACUCUGUGGGAAACUCUCUGGGCUUCUGACUCUGUGGGAAACUCUCUGGGCUUCUAACUCUAUGGGAAACUCUCUCUGGGCUUCUAACUCUAUGGGAAACUCUCUCUGGGCUUCUAACUCUAUGGGAAACUCUCUCUAGGCUUCUAACUCUAUGGGAAACUCUCUGGACUUCUAACUCUGUGGGAAACUCUCUGGGCUUCUAACUCUGUGGGAAACUCUCUCUGGGCUUCUAACUCUGUGGGAAACUCUCUCUGGGCUUCUAACUCUAUGGGAAACUCUCUCUGGGCUUCUAACUCUAUGGGAAACUCUCUCUAGGCUUCUAACUCUUUGGGAAACUCUCUGGGCUUCUAACUCUGUGGGAAACUCUCUGGGCUUCUUACUCUGUGGGAAACUCUCUGGGCUUCUAACUCUAUGGGAAACUCUCUCUAGGCUUCUAACUCUUUGGGAAACUCUCUGGGCUUCUAACUCUAUGGGAAACUCUCUGGACUUCUAACUCUGUGGGAAACUCUCUGGGCUUCUAACUCUGUGGGAAACUCUCUCUGGGCUUCUAACUCUGUGGGAAACUCUCUCUGGGCUUCUAACUCUGUGGGAAACUCUCUCUGGGCUUCUAAUUCUAUGGGAAACUCUCUCUAGGCUUCUAACUCUUUGGGAAACUCUCUGGGCUUCUAACUCUGUGGGAAACUCUCUGGGCUUCUUACUCUGUGGGAAACUCUCUGGGCUUCUAACUCUAUGGGAAACUCUCUCUAGGCUUCUAACUCUUUGGGAAACUCUCUGGGCUUCUAACUCUGUGGGAAACUCUCUGGGCUUCUAACUCUGUGGGAAACUCUCUGGGCUUCUAACUCUGUGGGAAACUCUCUCUGGGCUUCUAACUCUGUGGGAAACUCUCUCUGGGCUUCUAACUCUAUGGGAAACUCUCUCUGGGCUUCUAACUCUAUGGGAAACUCUCUCUGGGCUUCUAACUCUAUGGGAAACUCUCUCUCUGGGCUUCUAACUCUAUGGGAAACUCUCUCUCUGGGCUUCUAACUCUAUGGGAAACUCUCUCUCUGGGCUUCUAACUCUAUGGGAAACUCUCUCUCUGGGCUUCUAACUCUAUGGGAAACUCUCUCUCUGGGCUUCUAACUCUAUGGGAAACUCUCUCUCUGGGCUUCUAACUCUAUGGGAAACUCUCUCUCUGGGCUUCUAACUCUAUGGGAAACUCUCUCUCUGGGCUUCUAACUCUAUGGGAAACUCUCUCUCUGGGCUUCUAACUCUAUGGGAAACUCUCUCUCUGGGCUUCUAACUCUAUGGGAAACUCUCUCUCUGGGCUUCUAACUCUAUGGGAAACUCUCUCUCUGGGCUUCUAACUCUAUGGGAAACUCUCUCUCUGGGCUUCUAACUCUAUGGGAAACUCUCUCUCUGGGCUUCUAACUCUAUGGGAAACUCUCUCUCUGGGCUUCUAACUCUAUGGGAAACUCUCUCUGGGCUUCUAACGCUGUGGGAAACUCUCUCUGGGCUUCUAACUCUAGGAAAGACUCAGUCAAGCUCUGCCAGCAACCACCCACUGUCUCUUUCCUAUUGGACACUGCUUCCCUCUGAUGGCCUCCAAUAGAACUGCUUGGAGAAGAGAGGGAGGACAUUAGCUACUCUGUUAGAUACACACAUCUUGUCAUUGUCCUCCUGUCUCAUCUGUCUAGUGGAUGUUGAGACAUCAGAUGGACCCUGAUAACAUAACGGUCCACUGCUCCAUGAUUAGGGGGCUGUCCCCUUCUGGGUUCUCACGGUCUCCUGUGGGCUGGGCUGUGUGUUUUCGUUAUGUAUUGAUGGUACUACCUACCCAUGUGUGAAGCUGUGUGUGGAGAGACAGUUCUGGACCUGUCUAGAUCUGUCUGUCUUUCUCUAUCCCAGGAUGAUAUGUGGUGAAGCUGAGGACAGGCCUGAAUGAGACAGACAGCAUCAUUUGGGACAGGCCUGAAGGAGACAGACAGCAUAUCAUUCGGGACAGGCCUGAAGGAGACAGACAGCAUAUCAUUUGGGACAGGCCUGAAGGAGACAGACAGCAUAUCAUUUGGGACAGGCCUGAAGGAGACAGACAGCAUAUCAUUCGGGACAGGCCUGAAGGAGACAGACAGCAUAUCAUUUGGGACAGGCCUGAAGGAGACAGACAGCAUAUAAUUCGGGACAGGCCUGAAGGAAACAGACACCAUAUCAUUCGGGACAGGCCUGAAGGAGACAGACAGCAUAUAAUUCGGGACAGGCCUGAAGGAGACAGACAGCAUAUCGUUCGGGACAGGCCUGAAGGAGACAGACAGCAUAUCAUUCGGGACAGGCCUGAAGGAGACAGACAGCAUAUCGUUCGGGACAGGCCUGAAGGAGUCAGACAGCAUAUAAUUCGGGACAGGCCUGAAGGAAACAGACAGCAUAUUGUUCGGGACAGGAGUGUGAAGCAUUAGCAAGUGACUGUUCAAUCCGCUGGGCCACAUGAUGAUGCAAACCACAUCCAACAUCUCCAAAGCUGUUUGGGCGUGACACAGACACCAGCCUGGUUACACUGUCGUUGGCUAGAGAUCACUCACUAUACAUUGUGGUAGUUGUGUGAAGUUGGCCUUAGUUUAACCAAGCAAACAGGGUUGUAUAAUGUUCAUGUUUAUGCAGGACUAAUUGUUGUCAAUGAUGUGUCUUUUCCCAGUACACUUAGGGCGAGUUUCCCGGGCAACAAAUCCUGGACUAAAAAGUCUAAAUCAAUGAAUAAUCUCCAUUUGAAAGUAUCUUCCUUUUUUUUUUUUUUUGUCCAAGAUUAUUCUUUGUCCGGGAAACCGUCCCUUGGAGAUAAAGUAGGUAGCUGCUAGCUAGUUAAUGAGAUAACACUAGACUGGAUGGUUCCGGUCUACUGUCUGUAGGCCUGAAUAUCAUGAUUAUAAUUACCACAUAAAGGAUAUGACUCAGUAUGUAGACCAAAAGGUUGUGCUACUAACACCUACCUUCACUCUGUCAUGACACAACAAACCAUUACCCAUCAGGCCCCUUUCCCAGACAUGCAUUUUGCCUAGUCUUGGACGAGAAAGCAAGCUGAAAUGGAGAAUCUCCGUUGAAAGAGCUUUUUAGUCCAGGGAAACUGCUCAUAGUGAUUAUAAAUGGGGUGGUUUGCAUAGUUUUCUAAGAUUUAUAAUGUGUAAUGACAGUGAUGAGUGCGUUUUUUUUUAGCCCUGGCGUUGAGGCCUAUGACGACACCCACCUGUUACCAAUAGCCGAAUGUGGAGGUCGUAUAUCCACUGUAGUCCCUAGUCGUUCAGAAGUGGCAUGCUCUACACUACCGUCAAUUCUAUAAGAUAUGGAUAUGUUAACAUAUAUAUAGUUAAUGUAGAUCUAUGUAUGGAUUUAGGUUGAUUAAGGCACUUUAAAUAUGAAAAUAACUGUUUGCAUCAGUUUGUUUUCUAGUUAAAAUGUCAGAAAAUAGUUAAUGUGUUAAGACGUCACUCUACUGUACCAUCCUGAAACCUAAACAUAUUAAGAAUUAUCAACCCAUUUUUUUUUUUUUGCCAUCAGACCCGAUCUACUUGUAUUUAAGAAGGAAAAGGGGUUUUAUUUUGGUAGCUAGCUGUGAAUUUAAAGUAGAAUAACUGUUUUUCUCAUGCCAUCAAUAAUCUAUGGCAGUAUUUAAUAACUGUAUGAUAACAGAAUCGUCUGUAGCUCAGUGUACCAGGGUCAACUGUUGUCUUAUGACAUCACUUCCUGGUCAGAUAAAGUAGCCUAGAUUCAUUGUAAGAUUUAAAAAUAAUAAAAGAAUAGCAGCACAAGCUCUCUGUUCCUGUUCACCUGGCUUCAAUAUGCAGUGUUGUUGUUUACCAUAAUGUCAAGCCUCAAAUCAUAGGUUUUUUAUUUUGGAAAACAGUCACUUUUUGACAAGCUAGGAUUCUGUCUCUUUUAUAAAUGUGCUGAAAUGUGUAAAGCAACGAAAUGCAUAAUUCAAGAAACGAUGUAAGUGUAUGUAGCGCUUGUUUACAAUCCAGGGUUCUUUUUUCACGACUGAUACAAUAUCAUUGGUUAGCUCUCACUAACAUUAGACAUCAGUGAUUGGGUGAAUGGCUGCUCUCACUAACAUUAGACAUCAGUGAUUGGGUGACUGGCUGCUCUCACUAACAUUAGACAUCAGUGAUUGGGUGACUGGCUGCUCUCACUAACAUUAGACAUCAGUGAUUGGGUGAAUGGCUGCUCUCACUAACAUUAGACAUCAGUGAUUGGGUAAUGCAUGAGGUUUUCGUGGUAUGUUUGUUUUACACAUUUCUGCUCCACCACCUAGUUUCACUUUAGUCCUGUAAUUAUUGGUUCUGUCGUACAAGGAAAGGCUUGUGUUGUUUGGUAAGCGAGAACUUAGAGAAAUGCACAUUACAAUGAGUUAUUUUAUACCUCAGCUGUUUUUGGUUACACUUUACUGAAAGCAUCCAGGUUAAAAUGCAUGAUAACUUGUUAUUUGCAUGAGCCUUUUAUGAUGUCUUAUAAUCAGGCGUAUAAAAAUACUUAUCAUGUAUUAAUACCUGUGUGCUUUAAACAGACACAAUGACCAGAAAGAGCUGAAAAUCCAGUCACUUUUGGACUUUUUAAAUGUGCCAUGUUAUAAUCUUGAAACAUUUGCCUUAAUAACUUUUGAUUGUACUGCUAUAGUCUUCUUUUCAGUUGGUGGUCAUCUAAUAUUUUGAAUAUCUUCUCUGAAAGGGUUCACUAUGCUAUCCUCUUCCUGAUCUGUCUUACUAUACUAACCUUCUGCUGCUUAUUUUACGGACUGAUCAUCUUUUGUCUCGACAAUCAGUGUUCUGUUGAUACACACGGUCUGCGUUCCAGAUGGUAGUGCACUACUUUUGACCAGGGCCCAGUGGGGAGGGGGGGUUAUAUCACUAUAUAGGGAAUAGAAUGCCAUUUGAGACGCGACCCGAGUUCUGAACAGCACAUGGACUGACUGCAGUACGGAUAGAGCUACAACCUGCCACGUACACUCUGCUUCCUAGAAGGUUUUACUAAUGGUAAUGAAUCAAUGACUUGAUUAAAGAAUAAAAAAAAUAAUAAUAAUGUUUUGUAAAAAUAAUCAGUCAGCAGCUCAUUUUAAAGGGAUUAAUUAAUCUACAGAUCAUUAUGUUCAUUAAUAAUCUAUGUACAUUUAAAUGAUCUAGAUUACACUCUGUGCUCACGAAGUGACUAUAUAAAGGCUUUAAUAGCAGUUUGUGUACAUACAUUUGAUAAAAUACAUUGUGUGGAUGAAUGUCAGGACAAUGAAAUAAAUAAGCUCACGUGUGGUAUCACGUCUGUGUUGCGCAAUGCAGCUAAAGGCAUACAGUUCAAAUGUAAAGUUCAUAUGUGUUUUAAUAAACAUACUGGUUUGGUUCAAAA
Salvelinus fontinalis (brook trout) is the source of this 7170-nucleotide messenger RNA. Its product is annotated as DEP domain-containing mTOR-interacting protein-like. NCBI's taxonomy places the organism in Eukaryota, Metazoa, Chordata, Actinopteri, Salmoniformes, Salmonidae. The transcript has 11 exons. The coding region runs from base 272 to 1492 and encodes 406 amino acids. The record is from RefSeq and is a predicted model, not a curated record. Gene Ontology annotation, molecular function: protein binding. Gene Ontology annotation, biological process: negative regulation of TOR signaling; intracellular signal transduction.